AAAAAAAAGACCAAACACUUCGAAUUCCUUUCCAAAAAAAUACUAAGCCGGGUGACAAAUUCGAAAUUGAUAAAGUUUUAAGAAAGGAUGAAGAAUUUGGUCAGCCUUAUUUACCCAUUAAAUUGAUUGCAGAAGAAGAAAUUAGGAGAGCAAUUCGAGAAAGGUUAAAUCGCUUUACUUUUCCUUGCCCUCAUUGUCGAGAACAUAUUAAGGACGAAGACUUUGGAAAAGAACAGCAGGCUUUUCAUUAUAUUAGUGAAAUUAUAAGGAAGACCUUAGAGGAACAAAUUAUUCCGCA
This is a messenger RNA of Ambispora leptoticha, 298 nucleotides long. Lineage: Eukaryota; Fungi; Glomeromycota; Glomeromycetes; Archaeosporales; Ambisporaceae. The record is from the annotation of a GenBank genome assembly.